CGAAAUGUGACCUGAACCUCGCGGGAGAAGAUGUUUGCCCGUUCGGGUAUGCAGGCGCUUGUCUGGAAUAUCAAUCAUGAUCAUGAAAGAGGCCCGGUUCUAGCGAGAACGUCUGAUUGGCUCCGGGUGAGCUUUUCUGUGCCUUCGAGAUUACAAAUAGAGUUCCGACUCACCCAAAUUACGGCAUUUUAUUUUUAGCGCAAGUUGCUUUGGUCGAACGGGGACCGCUCAGUGUUGCAGCUUAUGAGAUGCACACUUCCAACCAUGUGACCCUUGACGUGAAUGUCUGAAGUUUAGCCUAAAUCCGGAUCUCGUCUGAGGGUCCGCAUGGUUGAGAUGGACUUCGAGCCUACCGAUGGCUUUUUGUUGAUUAUGAUGUCAAACAUAAACAACUACCUCAGCAAUGUAGAGGCCAUUAGUAGGUCCCAUACAAAUAUAGUCAUUUAGAUCUCUGCACCAGUUCACAUCUUUCUUGGAUUUCAGACGAUUACCGGAAUACAUCUCGGACUGCGAUUCAUUCUCGAUUCAAGCUCUCAUACAGUUUCGCUCUGCGAUCAUGUGAGACUCCCAGCAUGUGCUCCAUUUCCUUUGUCAACUCAUUGACAUUGGUCACGUGCACAAACAUCCGCUUGGCAAUCAAGCUAAUCAUCAAAGACAACAGUGUACAAGCAACGCGGAUAGAAGGAAGGCCCAACGAAAUGUGCGGAGGGAAAAGAGAGAAAGAAGGGGAAAAAGAACGACAGGAACACACGGGCACAAAGAGGCAGGCAUCAAACUCUAAAUAUCGUGUCUUGCAUAUCAACUGAUUUAAAGAAGUCGUCGUUGGAGGUUAGCUCGUGCAAACGAAUUAGGAUCUACGAUGUCAUUAGUCCAGCCUUGUUUGCAAUGUCUCUUCGUCUCCAUAUGCUACAACCAGAUUGGGGGAAGGUCUGGAUCACGAAGAUUGUUUUACGAACAUGGGGCGGAUAUGCACUUGCUGUUAAAUAAAAGUUGGUGCCAUUGCCAUCCCCUUGGGACCUUUUGACGCAAACCUUUCAACGAGGAACGAAAGCUACAUUUGGUUAUGGAAUUCUCACAGUGCAAAAGAAGGCCGGCCUUGGAGAUAUGUCUGGCCCCAGAUGCAUCCAACUUCAGACGCUUUUGAAAAGGCUACAAGCCCGAAAAUGAUGGUACGCGAUCAGCAAAUAGACUAGUCAAACACUUGGGGUCCACCAGAGCACUAAGGGUGGGCUCAAAGCUCACAUCGUCUCAUGUGGACCAAGCACGAAAAUGUGGGAGGUGCGAUAUUAUCCCUCACAGCGCAAGUCACGAGAACUUGGAACUCUGUGCUCACUCCGAACAGGAAUGCAAGUGAAAAAACCCCUCGUAGGAAACAAAAAAUUUGGUCACGACAAGCUCAUUAGGGGCAUCCAUCCUUGUAGCAGAUAGGGGACAUCUCGCAAAUGGCCGUGGACGAGAUCAGCUGGAACGGAAUUGGCACGAAGCGAAGACGAAGACGAAGAAGAACGAAGGUAGAAGAACUCGUGUGCAGAACAGUUAACGAGUGUAGAGUAGCAUGCGCAAGACGUCGUGUGACCAAAUCGAAAAGGCGGGGGAGAGUUCGGACAAGGAUGGUGGUGGUCCAUGCGGACCACCUGUGGGCGGAGGACAAGUUUCAUGGUUGCUGCGAUCCCGGGGGUUGAUGCACCUCACCGAACUAGUAGUUCUUGGCAUGCUUCCGUCGCCCGAGUGCCGAUCUUUGUCAUGGCAGCUCCCCUUCUCCUUUACAGCCACCACUCUAUUACCUCAGCUCAGCUCUCGUCCUUUUCCCGGCCAUCGACAUGCUCCAAGCCAUGUGUAGCUGACGUACUGUGUGUUCACCAGCACCAGGAUAUCCCACUGACCAUGUUUUUUCUUGAGUAGAUGUUUUUUGUUCACAUUUGAUAUCAACAUACGCUUCAAUGGCGCUAGCAAUGUCAUGAUACAUGCACCGGCACCCCCGAGUGAGAUAGGGUUUUCUUUGCCAUUGCUUGCCGUGAGCAUACCUAGGCCCUCGAAGUAUAAGAUUUGACGAGGGGUGCUCGGAGCAAUCUUUUCAGCUCUCAAAAAGUGUGC
Molecule: messenger RNA, 2094 nt
Organism: Marchantia polymorpha subsp. ruderalis
Lineage: Eukaryota; Viridiplantae; Streptophyta; Marchantiopsida; Marchantiales; Marchantiaceae
Source: the annotation of a GenBank genome assembly